GUCUUGUGUUGUGACACGAUGGCUUUCGUCCGUGGUCGCAAACCUAAACUUUGACAUACUAUCUUUCCAUAGUCUUUUCCAUUUAUGGUUUCUAGGGGAGAAUCAUUACGAGGAACCAAGGGAGGAUACAGCAGCAACAAAGAGCUGUUGCAUAACCACAUGCUCGAAUCACCCAGGAAUCCUCACACCGAACGAGGGUCCCCUUCGACCUAGCUCCCUUCGAACACCACCCUCGAAUUACCCAGACAACCUCCAAGUUCCAACCUCCAUGUUCAAUUACUGCGCUGAAUAGAAACGCCAUCGAGAACAAUCAUAGCUACCAUUCAGCCGAAUCUGGCAUCACAUACAGCUUGAAACAUCAUCAACCACAAUGCCCCGCCGCCGCCGUCCCCCGCGCUCCGGCGCCCUAACCGAGCUUCCGCCCCUCAAGAUCCUCAGCCAGAUCGCCGCGCUACAAGCAAUCUACUACACUGCCGCCCUGGUGCUCAUGUUCUUCACGGCGGCCGUAGCUGGAAAUCCUUUCACGCUGGACUUGGUGUUCGGGUGGGAGGCGGUAAGGGGGGAUAACACACAGGGGUGGUUGAACGGCUUUAUCUGGUGUUUGGUCGGCGGGUUGGUGCUACCCCUCUCCCUAACAGCCAUCGUCCAACGCUCCAAGCUCAUCCUCGACUUUGCCCUCACCACGCACUUCAUCCACCUCGUCAUCGUCACUCUCUACACCACGCCCGACCACACCUUACCCCGCCACACAGCCUGGUGGUUGACCAUGGCCAUUUCGUCCCUGGCUUCCUUCUUGCUCGGGUCAUGGGGGUGUCGAUACAGAGAGCUGCAGCCUAUUGCUUUUGGUGGACAUGGCGGCGGCAGCGGAGGAAACACCACGAACAGCACCACCAACAACAACUUUACCAACGGGGAUGGAGGAGCAGGGCAAGGAGACGAAGAACAGGGCUUCAUCACAGGAGGAGGAGGAAGAGGAGGAGGGAGAACCAAGCGGGGAUCGCGUGGCGAUCUGGGAGGAGGGGAUUACGAAAUGGUCACCAUGUCUGGCGCCAGUGGCAGCGGCAUCGGCAGUGCUAAAGGUCAUGGCAGAUCACAAAGCACCGUUUCCCAAGCCGGACCCGGACUAGGGGGAGGCCCAUUAGAGAAAGCCGACUAGAAGUCACGGUUGUGGGUAUUAACCAAAAAUGCACUACGAUCACUACUACCCCGCGCCGUUUGGUUUCAUUCCCCCAAAGUGGCACUUGCUUUUGCGAUGGUGGCGUUUUGGUACUACGUGGGGAGGGAACGAGUGGCUGUUUGGGUUUACAUCUGGAUGGUGGCCUUCUACCUUUGCCUUGUUACCAUCGCCCUCGCUAUCAUCCGCGACACGGUCCUUGUCUUUUGUUUUCUUCGACGACGAAGAAGACGGCGACGACAGCAAGCGUUGUUGAAUUUGGACUUGGAACGAGGAAGAGGAGAAGUGGGGGGAUUAUAGUGAAGGGGUAGUAGGAUAUGCUGGUAUUAGCUCGUCGGUGGUGCUGCUGGUCGUGCUAUACAGUUUUCUCUUGGUAUGGUUAGGUCUCUUUUGGGACCUAGUAGCAUCGGCUUUUGGGUCUGGAGUUUUAGGUGUUCCGGCAUUUGGUUUCAAGGUUCUCUGGUUAUAGACUUAUUGGUACGGGGAGAGCGAUGGUUUGAUCGGAUGGAUACAUGGAUAUAUAUGUAUACAUGGAUGGAUGGAUGAAUGAAUGAACAUCCGGGUACGAGAUGAGCGAAAAGGUCAGGUCUGACGACGAGCGAAGUAGAAAAUAUUGGAGGAAAUGGAUAGACGCUGGCGCGAGACGCAGGCAUAGCAUAGCCGCACAAGUAGUACCAAUUGCAAUUACAACUUGAUUCCCCAUGG
Messenger RNA from Neurospora crassa OR74A, 1879 nucleotides. RefSeq lists its product as hypothetical. The record is from RefSeq and is a predicted model, not a curated record. Gene Ontology annotation, cellular component: trans-Golgi network; Golgi membrane. The coding region runs from base 371 to 1156 and encodes 261 amino acids. The transcript has 2 exons. Gene Ontology annotation, biological process: Golgi to plasma membrane protein transport; Golgi to endosome transport; protein localization to Golgi apparatus. NCBI's taxonomy places the organism in Eukaryota, Fungi, Ascomycota, Sordariomycetes, Sordariales, Sordariaceae.